Molecule: messenger RNA, 1131 nt
Organism: Besnoitia besnoiti
Lineage: Eukaryota; Apicomplexa; Conoidasida; Eucoccidiorida; Sarcocystidae
Product: putative ribonuclease H1 large subunit
Exons: 9
Coding region: 1-1131 (376 amino acids)
Biological process (GO): mismatch repair; DNA replication, removal of RNA primer
Cellular component (GO): ribonuclease H2 complex
Molecular function (GO): RNA binding; RNA-DNA hybrid ribonuclease activity
Source: RefSeq, a predicted model, not a curated record
AUGGAGUCGCGCCUGCUGCUGCCAAUAAUCUCUUCGAAUUUCAACGCAUGCGGCGGCAAACCCGUUCGCCUCGGCAUCGACGAGGCUGGACGCGGCUGCGUGCUGGGCGCCAUGGUGUAUGCGUGCUUCUUCUGUCCCGCUGAAGCAGAGAAAAAGGAGCUAAAGGCUCUCAACGUCGACGACUCCAAGAGGCUGAAGGAAUGGCAGCGCGAGGAGGCGUUUGCCGCCAUCGAGGAGCGAAAAGACAUCUUUGGGUGGAGUAUUCACGCAAUUCGUCCUGAGGAGAUCUCGGCAAAGAUGCUUCGAAAGAAGAAAUUCAGCCUGAACGAAAUAUCGCACGAGACGGCCAUCUCGCUGAUUCAGCGCACCGUUCAACACGGCGUCAACGUGACCGAAGUCUUCGUGGACACAGUCGGAAGCGCGCAGGCUUACCAGGCGAAACUUCAGAAACGCUUUCCCUCAAUUAAAAUCAAGGUCGCCGAGAAGGCCGACUCACUGUUUCCCGUCGUGAGCGCGGCGUCGAUCCUCGCGAAGGUCACGCGCGACCGCAUGCUGUUCGAGUGGCAGCCUGCGGACGUUUCUGGGAGCGAGACAAACGGCGAAGGCGAGAAGGAAAACGGGCGCGACGCGCCUACAGAGGACGCGAAGUCGCCGGCGGCUGGCAAGAGAGCGAAAGACGAUGAAGAGGCAACUCCUCAGCAGAAAAAAACCAGAAAAAACGGCAAGUCAGAGGGCACAAAGGCCGCGGAGGACCAGAGCAAGAGUCAGAAGGAGAAGUCGAAGAAGUCGACGCCGACUGUGCAUCAGAACCCGAGCUUCGGCAGCGGCUAUCCUGGAGACUCCGAGACCGUCGCCUUCCUGAACAAGAACUGCGACCCCGUCUUCGGGUUCGAUCCCCUCGUGCGCUACAGCUGGUCCACGGCUCGGCUUAUAUUCGAGAAACGCGGAGUCCCCGUAGACUGGUACGAGGAGGUCAACGACGACGCGGCGGAGGCAGCGACGAACAAGGCGAAGCAGAGCCGCAUCACGAAUUUCUUCCAAGCCAAGCGAACCAACAGCGCUGGCGGAAUCGAGCGCCCCGGAUUUUACAUUCGAAACAAACUGCAACUCCUCUCAGAGCUGAGCUCCUGA